Molecule: messenger RNA, 1440 nt
Organism: Trichophyton benhamiae CBS 112371
Lineage: Eukaryota; Fungi; Ascomycota; Eurotiomycetes; Onygenales; Arthrodermataceae
Exons: 3
Coding region: 1-1440 (479 amino acids)
Molecular function (GO): protein binding
Source: RefSeq, a predicted model, not a curated record
AUGGCUCAAUGCAACCAGAAUACAGCAAGUCUUGACCGUCGCUUGAAGAAGGUGACUUUGACAGCAGUUUCCCAAGUUCUUGGAGGUUACUCUAGAUGUGUCCGUCUUGCACUGGUUCUUUUCUGCUUUCUUGGACGGGAUGCCAUUUCUCUAGCCCUCUGCACUCGUGGAGCCACUCCUCGAAAACGUUGGGCAGACUCUGGCGGUAUCGACGAGACUGAGGCAGACCUCGAUUACGGGCUUGCCCUCUUACUUACAGACUCGACAGCGUUACUGCCUAUACUGCGUAAACUUCAACUCGAUGGGGCUAUCUCAAUCGGCCCUAGCAACGCCUUUCGCAUGGACCCGGUUUAUUCAACUAAGAUUUUAGCAGCAUUGCCUCUAGAGUUGCGUCAUUUCUGGAGAUUAAAGGCCCUGCUCUUUGCGUCUCAAACUAUUCCCUGGGAAUAUCUUGAGCCUGAUUUCAGACCAACGGAUAUGUCUACAGAAUUCGCACAUUUGAAGCACACCUUGCUUGAGAUAAAAAAUAACGAAAGAUAUUGGGCUCUAGAUUCGAAUAAGAAGGCGGAAGUGAUUUCCAGCUUACUCGAAGCGUCUAGAUUCACAGACGUCGAAGGUCGCCUGUUCGCUAUUGCCAACGCUAAGGAACUUACGAUUGGACUAAAAAGACGCUACCUGGAAUAUUAUGUUGCACAUAAGGAGUCCCUCGCUCUUCGUCUCACAGGCGAUGUGGCCCAGGCUAAGAAGGUCCUCAACUCUAUCCUCCCUAUCGUGAGCCGAUACCCAUCCUCACACAAAGUCAAAACGCAUUGGGCACAUGGACACAUCCUCAUCCAGCGUGCACUGGAUUAUUCCCUAGCCAGUGAACUUGAUAAGGCCAUAGAAUUGUUAAAGGGCUGGGAAGCGAUGAGUCGGCAUCCUAGUCCAAUCGAGUCUACCAUAUUAUUUCGAAAACAUCUCCUCAUGGGCGAACUUCUCCGUUAUCGAGGAGGAUUCAACGAGUCAUUGUCACACCUUCAAAGAUCAGAGUGGCUUAUUGGUAUUCAACCAAAACUCUUCUUCACUCCAUACCGCACUGAUCUCUUUUUCAAUAUCGGCAGCACCCUGAUAGAACUUGAUGAUUUUACCUAUGCCGAAAGCCAACUUAGAAAAGAAAUUCUCAGACAAGCUAAAGAGGAAGAUAAGGUUGCACCUCUCCUGAACCUCGCACUAGCCGAAUCAAUCUUUGCUCAAAAACGCUAUGCCGAAGCACAACUUAUCGGUUGCGAGGUUGUGUGUCAGGCGCAUAUUUCCGAGAGGGAGGAGCUACAUGUCUUAAUUCUAUUCGCGAAAUCUUUUCAUACCAGUUCUGACUGGAAGGAGGCAUAUAAAUACUGGCAUAUGGCGUUUCUUUUCAGCUCAAGUUGGAAGAAAUACUAUCGGAGUUUGAAGAUAGGAUAG